GGCACGAACCUUACAAUGUCUCCCGCCUCUUCUCUCACCAAAAAAAUGAGCCCCAAUUUUCUUUUCUCAUUUCCCUUCUCAAUACCCCAAAACCAAAAUCCCCAUUUCUCAGUAGAGGUGCAUUUGGGUUUCCCAAAUCCUAAUUUCUCUCAUUUCCCCAAAUCCCUAAAACUCAUUUUCCCCCAAAUUACUCUGCUGCCUCAUGCACGCCGUUGGAUGCUCACCCCGCCUGUGAAGGUUCUCUCUCCUUCAUCUCUCUAAGAUCUUGAGAAUGUCGCUCGCCCAUUACAGCUUCAAGAAGUAGCGGCUGUUUGAGCCAUUUUCAGUCACCGACCUAAUCUCUACUCCUCAAUCUGAUCCCUAAACAUGCCAUUACCAAACUCAUUGGACUCUCAUCUUGGACCGCUCACCGUCUCAACUCGUCCAGCUUAACAGGCUUUCCAAUUCUGAUUUAGGAAUCGUUGAGCUAACUUUGAACAGACCUGAGAGGAGAAAUGCCAUUGGGAGGGAUUUUCUGAGAGGGUUUAUAUAGUCUCUUGAAGUUGUCAGUAAGGAUUCCUCUGCUAAUGUGGUUUUGAUUCGUAGUUUGGUUCCGAAGGUGUUUUGUGCUAGUAAGGGAAACAAAAACCCAUUUUUGUUAUUAAUUUAUACAAGUUGAUUUGUUUCAAUUUAAUUUCAUAUACGAUUCUUAAUUGAAGAAAUGAGAUUAGGAAGUGUCAUGUGGAGAUUUGAGAGGCUUUCAAUUGUGGAACUCAUAUUAUUGUAGGUACACCCCCAUGCAAAUUGUUCAUAUUAUUUGCAAUUUCAUGAGAAUAUGGUCAAUUUAUUCUCUGUACCGAUACUUGUUUCACACAGGCGCUUCUGUUGUUCUUUUUUCUCUUCACUUGUCUGGUCCCAUCAUCCAUCCUAUUUCUUGGUUUGCAAAAGCCUUGGAAGGGUAGACCGCUCUCAAAUACACAAGUUCUUUGAAUUUGUUACCUUUAUCAGAAUAUGCAUGAAAGAAUAUCAGCUUAUAUGAUUGUUGUUGUACAUAUAUCUUAGUAUAUUUACUGUUUUCCAGGUAGUACCGUCUAUAAUAAAUGGUGGCAUAACGGCUUUAUACUUCGUUUUAUUGGGAAAAGGUCUUAAAUCUUCUGGACCUCUUAGGCAGUUUCAUCUCGAACAAAUUUUCAUGCUACCAUUUCAUGGGGCUGUUCUUAUCAGCUAUUUAAACUACCCUGCCUUCUGUUUCGAUACUGGAAGUCUCUUUUUCCAUCUCUAUUUUGUUUUUGCAUUUCACUCUCAUUCUCUCUAUUUUAGUCUCUUUCCCAUAUUCCUUUUCAUUCUUUAUAACAUAAUUGUCGAAUAGAUGUAUAUAUUUGUGAUUUCAUGUUCUGGAUUUAGAGAAAGUUGGAAGUUUUACCAUAGUUUUUCUUUUAUUUGCAAAUUUGGUGUUCUUAUAUUUUUUUAGUCAUUCCAAGUUUUUGGUUUUGUUGCUUCUUUUUAAUCAGUAAUAUAUAUUUUGAUUUGGUGUUUGAAAUAUAUUUGAUGAUCUUAUAUAUGUAAUCAAUAAGGAAUGGUCUAAAAUUUAAACACUAUAUAUAUAUAUAUCCAUAAUGCGUGUGUAUAUAUAUUCUACUAGAAACCCAAUUGUUUUUAGACUCAAAGACUUUCACCUCUUUCCCUAAUACGAUCUUAACCCUAACAUUCUCUCUCAUUCUCAUUGAGCAACGAAAGGAGAACAAGCUUCACUUUUUCCAUGUCUCUGUUACUGAAAGUUAAUAUCUUGCCUCUUGUGAUACACUGGACGACUGGAGUAGGUCUAUUGUUGUAUUGGUAACUCCUAUUAAACUCACUGAUAGGUAAUUCUUAGUGUUGUUCUGUUUUGAUAAAUGUUCCUUGCAUAUAUUACUCCAUUUCGGUAUUGCACUCUAACUGUCUAAUUUAUUUAACUGAGUUACUUGGUGGAUCAAUUGCAUUUUCUAUUGGAUCGAAUAGAAGACUAGUGAGUGGUGGUUCUUUCUAUCUAUUUAUCUGAAAACCCAACAAUGAGUAGUCAUCUUCUUUUAUAUAUUUCUUAACUUCUUUUUUUCAAUUUAUUUUUUCUAUAAUAAUGUUUUUUUUUUCUUUUCAAAUGUACAUGAUUCUCUUUCCUUUAGGUAUGAUUUUCCUUAAUUUUCAUAAGAAAGCAUUAUUUUUCUUUAUAUAUAUGUAAUUUAAUUUGUUCUUAUUCAUAUAUGGAUUUGGGAAAUAUUAUGAUUGAGCUUUUUCUUUUUUUCUUUUUUAAAUAUAAUCAAUGAAAUUGUUGUUUUGAAUCAGUUCUAAGGUCUAACAUGAUCUUUGUCAACCUCUGAAAUUUAUUGAGCACUGCGUCGUACACAAAUUUUUAAAGGGAUUCCUUAUUUUGAGUUUUUAUUUUCAGAUCUACCUGAUUUGGUAGUGAGUGAAGAUGAGUUUUUCUAUACGCCUCAUGCUAUCGGGCCCCCUUCCGAGUCCAAGCAUUUGUAUUGAAAGGUUACAACUCUCACGCCUUAUGGGUGUUUAUCGUUUACUCUAUUUCUUAUAUCAAAUCUGCUAAUCUUUUUAUACACACUGAUUUUUUUUUUAUAGUCAUUGGGUCGUGUAUCACUAUAAUAUAUAUUGUGUAUAUAUAAAUAAAUUAGCAAGGUGAUUCUAUCCUCUCGGUUCUCUGUUCGCACCUUUCUUUCCUCACUUAUUUUGUUCUUACUUUGAUAUAAGUUUAGGUUCAUAUUUUAAAUUAUUUGAAUAUGGCAGUUUUAAUUAAUAAUAGUCCUUAUGGAUGGUUACUUAUGGAAGUAUACUUGACUUUGAUUUUAUCAUUUGACUAUUAAGACUAUGGAAGUUUUAUUGCUAGCAUCAUGGGAAUAUGGUUGUAGCUUAUUUUUCAACAGUUUACUACAACAUGGGAUUUGUUGUGUGUCAUCCACAAUGAUGUCUCCUAGUUAAGUACUGAUACUUUACAAGGAUGAUUGGCCUAGCUGCUGAUUAUUGUCCAAGAUUCAUUCCAUAAUUAAGACAGAAAAUGCUAAAGAAGCUAAGCAAACAAUUACGUGGCGAGGAUUGGAAUUGGAACAACCUAAACACAUUAUGUUGGCCAAUAGGGUCUAUAUUUGGGUUUGAUUAUGACUGUAUUGAUUCUUUAUUGCUUCUCCAUAGUUAUCUUUAGUUGAUAUUUAUGAAAUGGGUUAUCUUUAUUGAUUAUAAUUGCUUGGGUUAUAUGUCAACCUUUAGAAGACCUUGAUUGGAUAUGGAUACAGAUUGUUCAAUGAUUGCUUAUAUUGAAUCUUUUUUCUUUGUAUAUUUUACUAUAAUGGCUCUGCAACAUCACCAUAAUCUAGCUCAUCCUAUUGUAAAUUAUGAAAAUUUGGUUACAUUGGAGCCCUAGAAGCUCUCAAGAUAUUUAUUAUAUUCUUAGUUUUGUAAAUUGUUACAAGCUCCAUUGAUAAGAUCUAGAUAAUAUAUUGUGUGCUUGUGCUUGAUUAUUUGUAUUUCUGAACACUGCUGACCUAGUGUUUUUCACACUCAAAUUUUUCUAUAAAUGUUUAUAUUAUUAAGUCUUCCAAAGUAUCCAAUGGAGUUCUAUUCUAAGAUAAGAACUCAUAUGGUUCUUUCCUAUCAUUAUCUUCUAGUACUUAUAUACUAACAUAUGCUCUCCCGUGUCAGGUUGGAUCUGUUGCUGUGUUUGUAAUGAGGCAUAGAGGCCAGGUUGGAGGGGGCAGAAGUCAGUUACAUCAUAUAGUGAAUGUAAUUGCUCUAAAUAUGGUUAUUGGCUGAGGGAUUUCAGAAACUAUAAAUAGACCCACUCAAUACCAAGCUUGCUCGCCCAAAAUGGUCACCAUUUGCUUCAUGGAUAAUUGGCUGUGGGCAAUCACAAUAAGUGUAGAUUUUUCACUUGCACAGCUUAUUCAAGUGAUCAUUCUCCUUAGCACUGGUGGAAAAACUGGUGGUGGAUAUGAGUCCUCAAAGUACUCAGUCAUUGCUUUCCAUGGAGGAAUUUUGCUUCUUCAUGCUAUCACAAACAGUCUUCCCAUAUCUUGGUUAUCUUUCUUUGGACAGUUGGCUGCUGCAUGGAAUAUUGUUGGAGUGUUUGUUCUUAUUAUCCUCAUUCCUUCUGUUGCCACUGAGAGAGCUAGUGUCAAAUAUGUCUUCACCCACUUCAACACUGAUAAUGAGCAGGUUUCUUCUCAUUUUUCCUUAAUUGAUGUCCAAGAGAUGGAUGCAAUAGUGUCAAGUUUUAAUGCUUUUGAAACUAAGGAAGCAGGCCCACUAAUUCUAACAUGGGCAGUGUUUCUUUGUCUGAUUUCAUCACUUCUGGGAAAAGAAGAAAACAAUGUUCUACUGGAGAUUGAUCAUAUUAGCUAUGUUCGUCAAGCUUUUGAAGCUGCAUCUUUGAGAUUUUUUCUUGAGAUCCUCGAGAGUGACUUAUUAAAUGAGUCAGAUGAAUCACUUUGCAGUCAAUUUUGGGACAGAGAAAGUUUUGUUGAUGGUCUUAUUCGAUGUCUUCUUUGUAGCCUAGAAGGUGAAUUUCCCUUUAGGACUGUGGAACUUAUUCGCCUCUUAUCAUCCUUAUUUGAAGAAACUUGGCCAGCAGAAUGUGUGCAAGUUUCUUUAUUUCUUUGCAUUGGGUUGAGGAUUCUACAGUAAUUUAUGUACGUUUGUAAACACUACACUGUACUAUAUCAGCGUAAUUGAUUGCGAAUAUGUAUCACUGUUUUGUAAUUACUUGUUAGUGCCCAAAUAACUUAAGGGUUAGAGUUUAGUACCUGUUUGAGCUCCA
This is a messenger RNA of Humulus lupulus (European hop), 4777 nucleotides long. RefSeq lists its product as uncharacterized. Gene Ontology annotation, biological process: gamma-aminobutyric acid transport; RNA export from nucleus; protein import into nucleus. NCBI's taxonomy places the organism in Eukaryota, Viridiplantae, Streptophyta, Magnoliopsida, Rosales, Cannabaceae. Gene Ontology annotation, molecular function: structural constituent of nuclear pore; L-glutamate transmembrane transporter activity; L-alanine transmembrane transporter activity. The transcript is spliced from 11 exons. Bases 3829 to 4644 code for a protein of 271 amino acids. Gene Ontology annotation, cellular component: nuclear pore inner ring. The record is from RefSeq and is a predicted model, not a curated record.